UGCAACAGAUGGCCGUGCCUCGUGGCUGCAGCGAGUGUCAGGUGUCCCUUUAUGGGCUGCAGUACAUCCUGAAGGAAGAACGGCCGCAUUGCAUAAAGUGCUACGAGACUCUGUGCUGCAACAACUGCGUGGCGUGCCACAAGCUGAUCGGCCACACCAGCAAGGAUGUGACUUUCAAGGACCUCCACUGGCACGACGACUGCUUCACCUGCAGCAAGUGCAGCCAUCCUCUGGUCAAUCAGCCGUUCGUCACCAAGGACGAUAUGCUGGUAUGCACGGCCUGCUACCGCAACCAGUUCUCGGCAAAGUGUUCCGCAUGUCUGAGGACUAUACUGCCAGGCUCGAAGAAGAUGGAGCAUAAAGGCAACAGCUGGCAUGAGAGCUGCUUCACUUGCAAAUCUUGCCAACAGCCCGUCGGCACCAGGAGCUUCGUCCAGAAGGACGCCAACAACUACUGCCUGGGCUGCUACGGGAAGCACUUUGCCCUGCAGUGCGUCCACUGCGAGAAGCCCAUCACCACAGGAGGGGUCAGCUACUACGACCAGCCCUGGCAUAAAGAAUGCUUUGUCUGCAUUGGAUGCAAGCAGCAACUUGCAGGCCAGCGUUUCACCUCUCGGGAUGAUUCCGCCUACUGCUUCGACUGUUUCUGCAACCUGUUUGCUAAGAAAUGUGCUAAUUGCACCACCCCUAUAAGUGGCAUCGGAGGCAGCAAGUACAUUUCCUUCAAGCAGCGCCAGUGGCACCAUGACUGCUUCAACUGCAAGAGGUGCUGCGUGUCUUUGGUGGGCCGAGAUUUCCUGUCAUGCAACGAGGACAUCUUCUGCCCUGACUGUGGCAAAGACAUCUAGACAAAGACAAGCCCUGUUAUUCUUCAAACCCUCAUAUUUGCCUUUUUUUUUUGCGUCACACACACAUUACAUUUCUAAUGAAUUAUUCUGUAUGCACUGACGCUCGUUUUAAUAAGACAUUUUAUAUUUGUGUCUGGAAAAAAAAUGUAUCUGGCUUCAU
Molecule: messenger RNA, 1008 nt
Organism: Entelurus aequoreus (snake pipefish)
Lineage: Eukaryota; Metazoa; Chordata; Actinopteri; Syngnathiformes; Syngnathidae
Product: four and a half LIM domains protein 2-like
Exons: 6
Coding region: 9-848 (279 amino acids)
Cellular component (GO): nucleus; Z disc
Molecular function (GO): transcription coregulator activity
Source: RefSeq, a predicted model, not a curated record